AUGGACUUCACUAAACCAGAAACUGUUCUUGAUCUCGGCAACAUUCGCCAGGCACUCAUCCGUAUGGAGGACACAAUUGUCUUUUUCUUGAUUGAAAGGUCGCAAUUCUACUCUUCUCCUUCCGUAUACAUCAAAAACAAAUUUCCCAUCCCCAAUUUCGAUGGUUCAUUUUUAGAUUGGUCUUUGCAACAGAUGGAGAGAACCCACUCGCAGAUCCGUAGAUACGAGGCACCAGACGAGAUUCCUUUUUUCCCCGAGGUUCUUUUGGAAUCGUUUUUACCUCCCAUAAAUUACCCAAACAUACUUGCAUCUUAUCAUAAAGAGGUCAACCACAACCAGACGGUUUUGAACUUUUACGUGGAAAACAUUGUGCCCCAGGUGGCGUGUGAGAUCGGAGAGCAGGAAGAAAACAUCGGAUCGGUUUCUGUAUGCGAUAUUGACUGCCUUCAAUCACUUUCUCGUCGGAUCCAUUUUGGAAAAUUUGUCGCUGAAGCCAAGUACCAAUCGGACAAACCCAAGUAUAUCAAGUUGAUUUUGGCAAAAGAUGUCAAGGGGAUUGAAGACUCAAUCACCAACUCUGCCGUAGAAGAAAAGAUUUUGGAACGUCUUCAGAAAAAAGGUCAAAGUUACGGCACUGAUCCAACAUUGAUGUACUCUCAAAACCCUCAAUCCAAAGUGAGACCUGAAGUCAUAGCUCAAUUAUACAAAGACCACGUUAUUCCACUCACCAAGAAAGUGGAAGUGGACUACUUGCUUCGAAGGCUCGAAGAUGAAGAUGAAGCGGUGGUUGCAAAAUACAAGUAG
Molecule: messenger RNA, 804 nt
Organism: Meyerozyma guilliermondii ATCC 6260
Lineage: Eukaryota; Fungi; Ascomycota; Pichiomycetes; Serinales; Debaryomycetaceae
Gene: ARO7
Product: chorismate mutase
Exons: 1
Coding region: 1-804 (267 amino acids)
Biological process (GO): aromatic amino acid biosynthetic process; chorismate metabolic process
Cellular component (GO): cytoplasm
Molecular function (GO): chorismate mutase activity
Source: RefSeq, a predicted model, not a curated record